AUGAGCAGGAGCAUACAGCGCCAACGCUCCAUUUCGAGUCUCUCCUCACGACAGGCCGAUCGCGACAGAGAACACGCGAACGGCGGCCUUGGGCUGCUGAGCCCCUACAACUCCAGAUCCCCCCUCGCGGGCCUCCCUCACUCGCCUUUGUCUCUAGAUGCCACCUCCACAAAGCUCUCCCGGCCGACGUUCCUGCUGGACCGCAAAGGUACCGAGGACAUCGCCAAGCUCGACGGCGUGCUCUUCGACGACAUCCCCACCCUCGGCUCCAGCAGCUCCCUCCUCUCCAGCCUAGGCGCCGGCUCUCCCUAUCCCUCCAUCAACAACACCUCGGCCCCCUCGCCCACCUCACAGUACCUCUCCGCCCCAUCGCCCGCCGGCCAGAGGAGAAGGGCAAACACCGCCAGCGGCCCACUCUCGCCUGCACCGCCCCCCGACUCCCCCGCCGAUUCUCCGAGCAAAUCUACGAGCCGCGGCCUCGUAGCAUUCCCUCCCUCCACACGACCACCCCCCGCCCGCCGCACACCCGUGCCCGCUGCCGUUCCGUCUCCGCCUGCCCAGCCGCCGCCGCCUCCGACACGCCAGGCCACGAGCCCUCCUCCGCCCCUGUCGCCUCCUCAGCCGAGAUCCCAGACCGCUCCGGCCCCGUUGCUGAACUCGUCCGCGAGCGCAAACAACAUCAGCAGCAUGUACGGGCAGCGCCAGGGGUCCGGGGUCGACCCCUCGAGGCCCUUCCAGGUUCCGCCCCCGCCUCCUCCCAUGUCGCCGCCCGCAGCAAUAGGGACGAUGAACAACAUCAUGACCAACAUCCCCCCUCCACCUCCUCGCUACCCCAGCGCGCCAGCCGGCGCAAUGUCAUUACCAGGGCCACCAGGCGGGCCACCCCCCAGCGGGCUUCCUCCUCCCCCGGGCCCGCCUCCCGGAAACACAACGCAAUGGCAAGGCACCUGGAAUAAUGCCUACGGAUCCUACAUCCCCCCGCCUCCGCCUCAGCAAGCGCCUCGCCCGUAUAACCCGCAGCCGUACAAGACUGUCAACGGGCAGCAGAUCGCCAUACCUCCGCCCCCACCUCCCAACGAAAACAUGCAGAUGUCGGCUACUUACAUCCCGCAGGGUGACACGUACGGGGAGGGGGUUGGUAUUCCUGGCCUGGGCAUGGAUGACAUGUCGACGUGGUCCGCUACGUCUCAAAGCUCGUGGCUGGGUAGUUUAGGCAGUCUGGGAACAGCAAACAGCGACACGACCAUUUCCACCCCUGUUGACACCUACGGAAACCACAACAGGGGCAAUUCGACGACCUCGAACGCGACCACGGCUGGCGGUGCAUCGGGCAUCCCGCCCGAGCUCGCCUCGCAGUGGCCCUUGGAGCGCGUGCUAUCAUGGCUCCAAGCAAAUAACUUCAGCAAGGACUGGCUCUCGACUUUCCGCGCCUUGGACCUGCACGGGUCCAGGUUUCUCGAGCUUGGGAGUGGCCAUGGUGGGCGUGGUAACUUCGGCAUGAUGCAUCAGCAGGUGUACCCACGACUAGCAACAGAGUGCACUAGCAGCGGGACCGGCUGGGACCAGUCGCGCGAAAGAGAGGAGGGAAAGAGGAUGCGCCGGCUAAUCCGCAGCAUUGUAAGGGGCGAGACACCCACGGCGACGGGGGUGUCAUCCCAUGGGAGGAAAGACUCAACGAGCAAUACCUCCCUGGUACCCACCAGUGCAGGCCCGGACAGCGGCUCCCCGGACACUCCUAUCAAGGCCCCAGGCCCUGGAUUCUCAGUUGGACGUAGGUCAUCAUCACAGAUACGGACGCAGACCAUGCCCAUUCUUUGGAACGGUUUUAGUAACUCAGUCACUUCUUCAGACCCCGGAGGCAACCACAGGAGAAUACACUUAGGUAACAUCGACGAUGAAGGCUCCCGCCGCCACAGCCCGGUCGCUAGCGAGUCCGGAGAGGUAGGAACGACCAACAAUAACAACAACAGCAGCAACAGCAACAGCAACAGCAACAAUAACGAACGCAGCAGCAACCGAGGCUACAGCCCCGCGGCGAGCCCGGCACCAAACCAAGGCCUCUUCUCGUCUUCUACAGCGCCCAAUCUCGCUUCCUCACCCGGCGGGAGAUUUGGGGGCCACCGGAACCGAAACUCCACUGACUCGGUUUCGUCAAACGCAGCUAUAUAUGGGUCUGGUGUGCCGCCCGAAGCGAGCCAGGCUCUGCGGUCUCAGAUGAACGUCGCCGAAAUGGCCAAGGACACGCGUCGAUACGGCCACGACGGCGGCAACCGGCCCAGCCCGCUCGGCGACAACUCAUCGACCGGCGACCGAUCCGCUGGCGCGAGCGAGCCGCCGGGGUCCGCCAGGGAGACCAAGUCGUUCCUGUCGUUCCUCAACCCGCGCAAGAAGAAGCAUCACGAUGAUCCCGAGUCGCCUACGAGCCCAAUGCAGCUCAAGGCGCACUCGCUGGGGAGCAGAGGGAAUGCCAGUGAGACGUCGCUUGACAGGCCGGGGUCGAGCUUCUCCACAGAACAGCAGAGACCGGCAUCGUCGAUGAGGUCGAGGCGCAUCACUAGGGGCAGGAUAUUUAUUCUCGCAACAUUGGACUACUGGAACUACCGCAUGGUGGACGUGUCGGACAUGGAAUCCGCUUCAGACCUUAGAACACUAAUAUGCGUUAAUCUCGGCCUACCAGAUGCGGAUGGUGCGGAACUAUAUCUCACGGAACUCGGCAAGUUUGACCACGAUGAUGCGCUGGACGACAACAGACUUGUCGCCAAGAAGAAAUCAAGGGCGGACGCAGCCGGGUCUCUGAAGAUAUUCGUUCGGCCUGGAAACAUGGGCGGCUUGGGAGUAAACAUCGGCCAAUCACAGAAUGCACUCUCGCCAGCCUACCUACCUGCGGGCGCGAAGAUGGACGAGGACACGUAUGCGCGGCUGAACGGGCAGCGCAGGAGAUCCAGCUCAUCCCCGCCGGCAUCCAGGCAGAACACCCUCACCGGAGGCGAGAAAGACAAGAAUUCGGCGACCGGGGAGAAUGACGGUGCCAAUGACAACAAGAGCGACGACGGCAACCUCACGCAGCAAGCAGAGGCAUACAAGGCUGAGAUGAUCAGGAAGCAGCAGGAGUAUCUCGCCAAGCGCAAGGCGGCGAAAGAGAGCGGCAACUCACCCUCAGAUAAUGGCACAAGUACGUACAGUGGUAUCGUGGGCCGUGUUGUUAACUUUGACGAGCCACGCAACUCGCCAUUCGAGGACAAGAAGCCAUUCGAUGGCGCCUUUGCACCGCAAAGACGUGCCCCUGCGGCGCCUCUCGAUCCGUCAGCGACCCUCAUCAAGGCAAACUCGCUCUCGAAACGUGGCUCGCACCAACGGACGAGCCAAGGAAGCAUGGAUGGGUUCCCCACUAAGCGGCAGAGCACCGGAAUAUCCGAGAGCCCAAAGCAGAUGGCCGAGAAGAGAAGACCAAACAAUGAGCGCCAGGCCCUUGGCGGCAUCGGUGCUGCGCUGGCUGGCAUCGGCCGCGGCCUGGGCGGUAUCGCACACCCUGGAGGUGCCGGAGGAAGGGGUAACUCACCAAACAGGGCGGAAGCAGAAGGCGACAACGAGUUCGCAGGAACUGGAUCAGGGGAAGAAGCAGGUAAGGAUGCUCAAUCGAGCAUUUCAUUACGUGGAGAUGACGGUGGUCCGCGACCGCGAACGCCACCCAUCCCCGGCUCUUCGACCAUGAGCCCGGGAGGUGUGGCGUUUGAUGUGCCCGACUACUCACCUGGCGGAACCCGGUUGCCCAGAACAUACUCACCCCUUGGAAGACGGAACGGGACGAGGAACAGCACCAGAUCUGCUAGGUAUCCGCUCAGGAUUGACAUUGAAGCUAAACAACGACAAACAGGAGAAGACGCCAAGUCUCGAAGACCGCCCCCCGCAGGCGAGGUCAGCCCGACAGCAAGGACCGUAUCGGACAAGCCGCCACAGCUGCCCAAGGUGGUCGUCAAGCCCAGGAUCUUUGACGGGGACUCCUCUUCAGACGAGGAAAAUGAUGGCGACGACUCAGACGAUUCAGACGACGGACUCUUUGCGAAACCCCUGGCCGGUCGUGGUGUCCCCAGCACCACCAGCAAGGGUAAGGAGCUAAUCAGCCAACCCGUGGCGAAAGCGUCGCCUGUGAGCAAGGACGGGACCUUCUGGAACGACGAGGACAGCGACGGCGAUGAGGAAGAGGCCGCUCAUGGAGCCAGCAGUCUCAGCAAGCGCCCAAGCUUGACUGUGAAUACCAAGCGUGGCAAGAAGGGCCUGUCGGUAUCAUUUACGGAUCCCAAUCUGCCCUCGUCUGGAGGCAAAACUCCGGACGAUGACCACUCGUCCAAGGGCUCCAAGAGAACACCGAAUACGCCCCACUCCGAGGGAUGGGACUCCAACGACAAUGACGUGAAGCUUAGCAGACGCAAGAGUUUCAUGGAGAAGGACACCUCGAUUUGGGCUAACCGUCCACCUACCGAUGCGCUAAUCAACAACCUCGAGCACUUCUUCCCUAACCUGGAUGUGGACCAGCCCGUGCUGGAAGAGGGCACCGAACUUCCAGGUGAUCUGCCGCCCAGUCCGAUAGCCGAGGAGACGGAGGAGCAACCGGGACAGCAGUCGAAACCUGUGACAUCUUCAAGGAUCAGUACCAUAUACAACGACAGUGACACCCUCGGUAGUGAUGAGUCGACCCUGAAGGCGCUAGAACGGCCAGCGUCUUUUGUCAGCGCGGCACAAAGAAGCACGCGGCGCUCACAGGGCUUGGGCAGGAUGAAGUCCAUCAGAGAAGUGGCUCACAAGCGCUACACGCAAGGCGCCGGAAUGGCGCCGCCGGUGCCACCGACUCCUAACAGCAGCACGUCAGCCGCUGCGAACAAGAACACGAACCUGAUGCGACGCAAGUCGACCAAGAUGUUCAACGCCAACAUUGUGCAGAUUCGGCCGCAACGGGGCUCGAUGAUCCUGCCGCAGAUCCCACAGGACCACCUGCCUAGUCUGCCGCACAACGCCAACAACCAGAUUCCCAAACGGCAGACGACGUUCCGGUGGUUCAAAGGCCAGCUCAUCGGCAAGGGAACGUAUGGGCGGGUCUACCUUGGUAUGAACGCGACGACGGGUGAAUUCCUGGCGGUGAAGGAAGUCGAGGUCAACCCCAAGGCCGCAGGGGGUGACAAGGCCAAGAUGAAGGAGCUCGUCGCCGCGCUGGACCAGGAGAUCGACACGAUGCAGCAUCUCGAUCACGUGAACAUCGUGCAGUACCUCGGAUGCGAGAGGAAAGAGACUAGCAUCUCCAUCUUCCUCGAGUACAUUCCCGGUGGCAGCAUGGGCAGUUGCGUGAGGAAGCACGGCAAGUUUGAGGAGUCUGUUGUGGCGAGCCUUACGCGGCAGACGCUGUCAGGCCUGGCCUACCUGCACCGCGAGGGCAUCCUGCAUCGCGACCUCAAGGCGGACAACAUCCUGCUGGACGUGGACGGAACGGCAAAGAUUUCGGACUUUGGCAUCAGCAAGAAGACGGACAACAUCUACGGCAACGACAAGACCAACUCGAUGCAGGGCUCCGUCUUCUGGAUGGCGCCCGAGGUGAUCCGCAGCCAGGGCGAGGGCUACAGCGCAAAGGUGGACAUCUGGUCGCUGGGCUGCGUGGUCCUCGAGAUGUUCGCCGGGCGCAGGCCGUGGUCCAAGGACGAGGCGGUCGGCGCGAUAUACAAGAUCGCCAACGGAGAGACGCCGCCCAUCCCCGAGGAGGUGUCUGCGGCGCAUCCCGAGGAACGCCCGACUGCCACCAAGCUACUUGCGGAGCACCCGUUCUGCGUCUUCAGGGACGACUAUGAUUUCCAUCACACGGACCUGUAUGCCAAAAUCAAGGGGACGUGGAAGACCGAGAAAUAA
Molecule: messenger RNA, 5892 nt
Organism: Diaporthe citri
Lineage: Eukaryota; Fungi; Ascomycota; Sordariomycetes; Diaporthales; Diaporthaceae
Exons: 2
Coding region: 1-5892 (1963 amino acids)
Biological process (GO): protein phosphorylation
Molecular function (GO): protein kinase activity; ATP binding
Source: RefSeq, a predicted model, not a curated record